GGCGCCGGCGGCGGGCGGGAUUCUCGCCCGGCGUCUGAAGCCUCGCUGGCUCCUGGUCGGGAGGACUCCGACGUUGGCGGGUGCGGAGUUUCACACGACCGGCCGAGCCCGCCUCUGCUGUCAACAUUUCAGAAAGCAACUUUUCUCAGUGGACCCAUUCAUCAAAUGAAAUAUGCUUGUACUGUUUUUAAAAGCUUGUUACUUCAUCAUAGGCAAGUUCACCUUCCAAAAUGAAGGUGAGGACAUUUGAGAGAGUUAUUUAAGACGUAGCUUUUUUAGAAAGUGUCCCAUCAAAUCAUUGAACUGAAGGGUAAGCAUUGAAUAGAUUAAUCCAGAACACUAUUUUUUAACAAGGAGAAUUUCAUCUUGACAGAAAACGUUUAUUCAAUAUGUCCUUUCUGAAAAAAGUGAGAGAACAGACUUAAAAGAAGGCAAGAGAUGUUGAGUAAAUAAGCAAUGUUUAUACUGUUCUUACGAAGACAACUCAGUGAUGUAAAAUCUUUUACAAGUCUCUGGUUGUGAUUCUAAAGACAAGAUUCUUGAUGGGACUGAUGAAAAGAAAUAGGACCUUUUGUGUGUUGGACCCACAGCAAUAGAAUUUGUAAUCAUCGGUAUGAGUGGCUUAGAAGGAAAACAGAAGCUUUCAUCUAAAUACAGAAGUGCAUACACUUUUUUUACUGCUGUUAUUUUGAAAAUCUCUUCAUAACCACUUAAAAAGAAUUGACACCUAUUUUUGAAGAGUAAAGAAAGGCAGAUGUCUGCAAAUAAUUCCCCUCCAUCAGCCCAGAAGUCUGCAUUACCUGCAACUGUUUCUGCUGUGCUGCCAACUCCUUCUCCGUGUUCAAGUCCUAAGACGGGACUCUCAGCCCGAUUGUCUAAUGGAAGCUUCAGUGCACCGUCACUCACCAACUCCAGAGGCUCAGUGCAUACAGUUUCAUUUCUACUGCAGAUUGGCCUCACACGGGAGAAUGUUACCAUCGAAGCCCAGGAACUGUCUUUAUCUUCUGUCAAGGAUCUCGUGUGCUCCAUUGUUUAUCAAAAGUUUCCAGAGUGUGGCUUCUUUGGCAUGUAUGAUAAAAUUCUUCUCUUUCGCCAUGACAUGAACUCAGAAAACAUACUGCAGCUGAUUACUUCAGCAGAUGAAAUACAUGAAGGAGAUCUAGUAGAAGUUGUUCUUUCGGCUUUGGCCACAGUCGAAGACUUCCAGAUACGUCCACAUACUCUCUAUGUACAUUCUUACAAAGCUCCGACUUUUUGUGAUUAUUGUGGAGAGAUGCUUUGGGGAUUGGUACGUCAGGGACUAAAAUGUGAAGGAUGUGGAUUAAAUUAUCAUAAACGAUGUGCCUUCAAGAUUCCAAAUAACUGUAGUGGAGUAAGAAAGAGACGGCUGUCUAAUGUAUCUCUGCCAGGACCUGGCCUCUCAGUUCCAAGACCUCUACAGCCUGAAUGUGUACCUCUUCUCAGUGAGGAGUCACAUGUUCACCAAGAACCAAGUAAGAGGAUUCCUUCUUGGAGUGGUCGCCCAAUCUGGAUGGAAAAGAUGGUAAUGUGCAGAGUAAAAGUUCCUCAUACAUUUGCUGUUCACUCUUACGGUCGUCCCACAAUAUGUCAGUACUGCAAGCGAUUAUUGAAAGGCCUGUUCCGUCAAGGCAUGCAGUGUAAAGAUUGCAAAUUCAACUGCCAUAAACGUUGUGCAUCAAAAGUACCACGAGACUGCCUGGGAGAGGUUACAUUCAAUGGAGAACCUUCCAGUCUAGGAACAGAUACGGAUAUACCAAUGGACAUUGAUAAUAAUGACAUGAACAGUGAUGGUAGUCGGGGCUUGGAUGACACUGAAGAGCCCUCUCCCCCAGAAGAUAAAAUGUUCUUUCUGGAUCCAUCUGAUCUUGAUGUGGAUCGAGAUGAAGAACCUGUUAAAACAAUUAGUCCAUCAACAAGCAAUAAUAUUCCGCUAAUGAGAGUUGUACAAUCCAUAAAGCACACAAAGAGGAAGAGCAGCACAAUGGUGAAGGAAGGGUGGAUGGUGCAUUAUACCAGCAAGGAUAAUCUGAGAAAAAGGCAUUAUUGGAGACUUGACAGCAAAUGUCUAACAUUAUUUCAAAAUGAAUCUGGAUCAAAAUAUUACAAGGAAAUUCCACUUUCAGAAAUUCUGCGAGUAUCUUCACCACGAGAUUUCACAAACAUUUCACAAGGCAGCAACCCACACUGUUUUGAAAUCAUCACUGAUACUAUGGUAUACUUUGUUGGAGAGAACAAUGGGGACAGCUCUCACAAUCCUGUUCUAGCUGCCACUGGAGUUGGACUUGAUAUAGCACAGAGCUGGGAGAAAGCAAUUCGCCAAGCUCUCAUGCCUGUGACCCCUCAAGCAAGUGUUUGCACUUCUCCUGGCCAAGGGAAAGAGCACAAAGAUUUGGCUACCAGUAUCUCUGUAUCCAAUUGUCAGGUCCAGGAGAAUGUGGAUAUCAGCAGUGUUUACCAGAUCUUUGCAGAUGAGGUGCUUGGCUCAGGCCAAUUUGGCAUUGUUUAUGGAGGAAAACAUAGAAAGACUGGAAGGGAUGUGGCUAUUAAAGUAAUUGAUAAAAUGAGGUUCCCCACAAAGCAGGAAAGUCAGCUUCGUAAUGAAGUAGCUAUUUUACAGAAUUUGCAUCACCCUGGGAUUGUAAACCUGGAAUGUAUGUUUGAAACCCCAGAACGAGUCUUUGUAGUCAUGGAAAAGCUGCAUGGAGAUAUGCUGGAAAUGAUUCUGUCCAGUGAGAAAAGUCGGCUUCCAGAACGUAUUACUAAAUUCAUGGUCACACAGAUACUUGUUGCUUUGAGGAAUCUACAUUUUAAGAAUAUUGUGCACUGUGAUUUAAAGCCAGAAAACGUGCUGCUUGCAUCAGCAGAGCCCUUUCCUCAGGUGAAGUUGUGUGACUUUGGAUUCGCACGCAUCAUUGGGGAGAAGUCAUUCCGGCGAUCGGUAGUGGGAACUCCAGCUUACUUAGCCCCUGAGGUUCUCAGGAGCAAAGGUUACAACCGAUCUCUAGAUAUGUGGUCAGUGGGAGUCAUCGUCUAUGUGAGCCUUAGUGGCACAUUUCCAUUCAAUGAGGAUGAAGAUAUAAAUGACCAAAUCCAAAAUGCUGCAUUUAUGUACCCACCAAAUCCAUGGAAAGAAAUUUCUAGUGAAGCGAUUGACUUGAUAAACAACCUACUUCAAGUGAAGAUGAGGAAACGUUACAGUGUUGACAAAUCUCUUAGUCAUCCUUGGCUACAGGAUUAUCAGACAUGGCUUGACCUUAGAGAAUUUGAAACUCGUAUUGGAGAACGUUACAUUACACAUGAAAGUGAUGAUGCUCGCUGGGAAAUACAUGCAUACACACAUAACCUUGCAUAUCCAAAGCACUUCAUUAUGGCACCCAAUCCAGAUGAUAUGGAAGAAGAUCCUUAAUUUUUAUCAAUGAGCUAACUUUAACAAGGAUUUCAUUUUAUGUACUGAUAUUCUGCUGCAUUAACUAUCGUCCUUUAGGUUGUCAUUCUCAGGAUGCAAAGCCAUGAGAAGAUACAGGAAUUGGUGACACCAAUACUGUAGUUCAUGAGUAGGUACAGAAAGGGAAUUGAUGUAUAAUGGACUCAAAACUGAAGUUUUUAUAAAUUUUUAUAGCAUAAGCAAAUAAACUGGUUUUGUAUUUUUCCUAUACCUUCA
Dipodomys spectabilis (banner-tailed kangaroo rat) is the source of this 3682-nucleotide messenger RNA. It is a transcript of the gene Prkd3, whose product is annotated as protein kinase D3. The transcript is spliced from 19 exons. Gene Ontology annotation, molecular function: ATP binding; protein serine/threonine kinase activity. Gene Ontology annotation, biological process: protein phosphorylation. The record is from RefSeq and is a predicted model, not a curated record. Bases 755 to 3427 code for a protein of 890 amino acids. Lineage: Eukaryota; Metazoa; Chordata; Mammalia; Rodentia; Heteromyidae.